Messenger RNA from Paramecium primaurelia, 1681 nucleotides. The record is from the annotation of a GenBank genome assembly. NCBI's taxonomy places the organism in Eukaryota, Ciliophora, Oligohymenophorea, Peniculida, Parameciidae.
AUGUGCAAUACUAUAUAUCUCAUCAAAAGGCAUUAAAAGUACAUGAAUAGUUGUAGUAAUUAAAAGAACAGAUGUUGAUACCAUCAUAUCAGUACCUUAUAAAUAUAAACAAAAGUGCAUAAAACAAGUUUAAUACCCAUAACUCCAAUUAAAUAAGUCAUUGGUUUUGUUUGAGCUAUCCAUAAUUUUAUUAAUUUCAACUAUGAAUAAUACAUAAAACUAAUAGAAUGAUAUCACAUAAUUUAUUAGAUAUGGCUUAUGUGUUAUCAAUUUUUAUAAUCCAACUAUUAAGAAACAACUAAAUCCAGCUAAUAUGGAAUAGUAAAUACUCUAAGCCAAUAUAAAUUAAACCAUAUUUAAUAUUGCAAAUGUCUACAAUUUUAUUAUACAUUUAUACCAAUGCAUAUAUUGUGAAGUUAAGAUGCUCUUUUAUGAUUUUAGGUGAGUUUUGCUAAAGGUAUUUAUCUGAUUGAUCUUUAUAUAAGAAAUUUAAAGUGUAUUUAUUCAACAUAUUUUAAGAAAUUAAAAUAAGGAUUUAAAACAAUGUUGCUAAAACAACUUUAAUACUUAAGAGUACUAUUAAUAACUUAUUUUCUUUCAAUAUGUUUUAGUAUAUUUUGUUAUAAAUAAAAAAAAAAUUAAUGAUCAUUAAUAAUAACAGAAACCAAAUUUAAUGAUUAUGUAAAGACCAAUGAGUUUACUUGAGUAUGCUUUAUCUGAAUCGAAUUUGAGUAUGAAUAUUAAAAAAAGGAAUUUAACAAUUGAAACUUAAUCUAUAUAGACAAGUCCCAAUUUAUUUUAAAAUAAUCAAGCAGAUUUAGAAUUAUUAGUGGAUAUGCAUUCUUAAAAUAAAUAAUGGGUAACAAUGGAAUUGUUUAGAUUAAUAAUUUAAAAAAUUGAGGAAAAAUUUAAUGAAAUUGAAUAAAGAUUAGAUAAUAGAGAAGGAUUUCAAAAUUUAACCUAAAAAUACAUUUAGUAAAAGAAAAUGUCUAAGAGUUAUUAAUAAGGUGAUUUUAGUUAAAUGGAUUAAAGUUAAGAUGAAGUAGAAUCAAAAUUAUAAAUAAGUUAAACAAAAAGACUUAAUAUUUCAUAACUUAAGAAAUCAGAAAUUAAAGAAAUAAGAAAUGAUGAACCAUUAAUAGGAAGAUAAAAUUUAUUAGAAAAGAAAUUAGUAUAAUUAGAGGAGAAAUAAAUAAAAAUAUAGAAGGAAAUAAAUAAUUUUACUUUAGAAAUAGAAUCAAAAAUAUAAGUAAUGAUUAAAAUAUUCUACAUUAAUAGUAAUGUAUAAAAUAGAUUGAUUGGAGUUUGGAAAAAUUUAAUAAAUUUUCUUAAGAAUUAUUGGAUAAAGUUAAAAAUGUUACUGAUAAUCAUACAGAGAUAUUUUAACAUAUACAAAAAAAUAAAGAAGAUAUUAAGUAAUAUUAUUAUAAUUAUUAUAUUUAGUUAUGUUAGAAUAAGUGUUGAACAUUUUAAUUAAAAUACAUUAACAUAACUUGAAUAAAUUUCAGCUUCUAUUAUAAAUCUAAAUAAUUUUGUAGAAAAACAUGAUAUGGAAUUGAAAUUCUAUAAAGAAAUAAUUUAAAUAACUGAAAGUGAUAUUUUAAAAUUAAUUUAAUUUGAAAAGGAUAUAUUAAAGAUUGUAUAUACACGUUAAGAAUAAAAUGAGAAAUAAGGAAAAUGA